AUGUCACUACUACAGUCUCUCUUGCACCUCACCAACUUUAAGAACCCAUUGCUCCGGACAUUGAUCCCCGCCGUCUCGGCAGCUUAUGCGAUUCAGGCGGCCUUCGCUGUGCCGUCAAUCCUCGCACAGAAUGAACGUUUCUACGACUUCUCCGGAUCGUUGACCUACCUGUCCGUCACCGCUCUAAGCUUAUAUCUGCCCUCGCUUCGUGCAAAAUACUCGUCGACUAUUGCUAGCUCGGCACCGCUUCCUAGCUUGCUCGAGGCUUUCACCAAGCCCGGCGGCGUGGGAGCCCUCAAUUGGAGACAGGUUGUCAUCAGUGGUGCCGUCGCCUUCUGGGCUGCUCGACUGGGAUCGUACCUCUUCCAGCGCAUCUUGGAAGAGGGCAAAGACUCCAGGUUCGACGAGAUCAAAAAGUCCCCAACCAGGUUUGCCGUCGCCUUCUUCGCGCAAGCAACUUGGGUCUCUAUUUGCCUCAUGCCUGUCAUCGCUCUGAAUUCCGUGCCCGCAGCCGCCUUUGCCUCUCUGCCCGCUUUCAAGGCCUCGGAUGCCCUUGGCUUAUUCGUCUACGUCGCUGGGUUCGCUUUCGAGAUCACGGCUGACAGACAGAAGAGCAAGUGGCUGCGCGAGAAGCGCGCAAAAGCCCAUGAUGAACAGUUUAUGACUAGCGGUCUCUGGAGUGUUAGCCAAUACCCCAAUUACUUUGGCGAGAUGUCAUUAUGGACAGGUUUGGCGACUGCGGCAGCUGGAGUACUUGUGACACAGCCUAUUCAACUGGCGCUCGGCUUGUCAUCUGGCGUCACCGGACCACUUACUGCGAUGGCCAUGUCCUAUAUUAGCCCGGCCUUCGUUAGCUUCCUUCUUCUAAAGGUCUCCGGAGUGCCCAUGAGCGAAAAGAAGUAUGACAAGCGCUAUGGGGACCGCAAGGACUAUCAAGAGUGGAAGAAGAACACACCCAAAUUAUUCCCCAAGAUCUUCUAG
Molecule: messenger RNA, 981 nt
Organism: Colletotrichum orchidophilum
Lineage: Eukaryota; Fungi; Ascomycota; Sordariomycetes; Glomerellales; Glomerellaceae
Exons: 3
Coding region: 1-981 (326 amino acids)
Biological process (GO): lipid metabolic process
Cellular component (GO): membrane
Molecular function (GO): oxidoreductase activity, acting on the CH-CH group of donors
Source: RefSeq, a predicted model, not a curated record